Messenger RNA from Phalaenopsis equestris, 936 nucleotides. RefSeq names its product very-long-chain enoyl-CoA reductase. The record is from RefSeq and is a predicted model, not a curated record. The transcript is spliced from 2 exons. Gene Ontology annotation, molecular function: oxidoreductase activity, acting on the CH-CH group of donors. Gene Ontology annotation, biological process: lipid metabolic process. The coding region runs from base 44 to 847 and encodes 267 amino acids. NCBI's taxonomy places the organism in Eukaryota, Viridiplantae, Streptophyta, Magnoliopsida, Asparagales, Orchidaceae.
CCAAAGAUAAAGAGAGGCGGGAAAGACGAAAAAAAAAUUGCAAAUGUCGAUUCUCAGCAAUUUCGUCUUUCCCCCACCUCCGUCGAUCUUCACGUCGGCGAUGUCAAUGUUUUUCCUAACGGGGAUGGCGAUCUCGGGAGUCUUCGAGAUCGUUGGGCGGAAUCUCCGCUACUCCAAGUUCAUGGAUGUCGGUGACGGCGACCGUGCCGAGAAGCAGAUCAGGAUAUCAAGCAAAACAGGGAUGCUGUUCAUCUAUGCUCCAGCGAUGACUUACGCCGCCGCCACUCCGUUUCUGUUCUUCGGUCUCGUUGAUGGCAGUAGAGGCCUACUUGUAACGGCGGCACUCGCCAUCCAUUUUGCCAAGAGGGUUUAUGAGGUCUUAUUUGUUCAUCGGUACAGCGGGCAAAUCUUUCUUGAUUCUGCAUUUUCAAUAAGCUUGAGUUAUUUCCUUUCUACCGUGACAACCAUCUACGCCCAGCGCCUCACUCAAAAUAUGCCGGAGCCUGCAAUUGAUUUAAAAUAUGCAGGAGUUCUUAUAUUUCUGUUAGGGAUUUCCGGGAAUUUUUAUCACCAUUAUCUCCUUUCCAAACUGAGAUUAAAAGGUGAGAAGGUUUACAAGAUACCGAAAGGAGGUCUUUUUGAAUUGGUGGUUUGUCCUCAUUAUCUCUUUGAGAUCAUAGGCUUCAUAGGAAUAUCUCUCAUAUCACAGACCGUGUACAGUUUUUCUUUUACUCUUGGCACUGCUAUCUAUCUAAUUGGAAGGAGCUGUGCAACCAGGCAGUGGUACCUUAACAAAUUUGAUGAUUUUUCUAGAAAUGCAAAGGCCUUGAUACCAUAUUUAAUCUAAUGCCAUUUUCCAUUACCUCGAAUGCUCUGUAUUAGUUUUAUAAGGUUUAUUUGCAGUUGUAAUGUUGAAUUUAUUUUACUGUGAGUAAA